AUGUGCGUAGACUUCAAGGGUCUGUACAAGGCAUGCCCCACAGAUAGUUUCCCGCUACCGCGUAUACACCAACUGGUCGACGCCACAGUGGGACACGAAUUUCUUAGCAUGAUGGAUGCUUUCUCCGGUUACAACCAAAUCAAAAUGCACCCCGGUGAUCAAGAAUGUACCACUUUCACAACCGACAAAGGCCUAUACUGCUACAAUGUCAUGCCCUUCGGCCUUAAGAAUGCGGGCACUACAUAUCAGCGGUUGAUGAACGCCAUGUUCGUGGAACACCUCGGCAAGAUCAUAGAGGUAUACAUGGACGACAUGCUCAUCAAAAGCAUCAAGGUAAGCGGGCAUGUAGCUAACCUUCGCAUUAUAUUUUCCAUCCUCUUGGCUUACAGUAUGCGCCUCAACUUAGAGAAGUGCUUCUUUGGCGUCACCGCUAGCAAAUUUCUGGGCUACAUCAUUAGCAAACACGACAAAGAGGCAAUCCUCGACAAGGUACAUGCAAUCCUCAACAUGAAGUCCCUUGAGGAGAAGGUUCAUGUUCAAAGCCUCCAAGACUAUGAUUGCAGGAGGCAGCGAUAUCUCCAUGGUAACUUUAACAUGGGCAAUAGCAUUACUGUUAAACAACAGUCACAAGUUGAAAAGAGUCCAAGAUGCACUAGACACCGUCACACCGAGAUAGGAAGAGACAGAUUUGUGAGUGAGUCGGAUAUGAGCAAGUGGCUACUUUGUCCCAAAGAGUACACGGUUAAUCACAAACUAUGGAAGAUCCAAACUGACAAAAAAAAGUGGCCAGAUGACCCGUUAGGGUUCAAGCCGGAGAGAUUUCUAACCACCCAUAAGGAUGUUGAUGUUAAGGGUCAACACUUUGAGUUUAUUCCAUUUGGAAGUGGAAGAAGAGCAUGCCCUGGACUAGCUUUCGGCAUUCAAAUGGUGCAAUUUACAUUGGCCAGCUUCCUACAUGCGUUCCAAGUUUCUACUCUUCCCGAAAAUGCACCAAUUGAUAUGACUAAGAGUCUUGAGAUCACUAACGUUAAGGCUACUCCACUUGAAGUUCUCAUCAAACCUCAUUUUUCUCAUUAA
Molecule: messenger RNA, 1077 nt
Organism: Rosa chinensis
Lineage: Eukaryota; Viridiplantae; Streptophyta; Magnoliopsida; Rosales; Rosaceae
Product: parthenolide synthase-like
Exons: 3
Coding region: 1-1077 (358 amino acids)
Molecular function (GO): heme binding; iron ion binding; oxidoreductase activity, acting on paired donors, with incorporation or reduction of molecular oxygen
Source: RefSeq, a predicted model, not a curated record